Molecule: messenger RNA, 330 nt
Organism: Parnassius apollo (apollo)
Lineage: Eukaryota; Metazoa; Arthropoda; Insecta; Lepidoptera; Papilionidae
Source: the annotation of a GenBank genome assembly
AUGCUUACAGAAAAAUAUGUGCGUUUGUGCGUGGGGCCGGGUGGAAGACCGAGGCUUUGGGUUCGCGGACGGAGUUUCUACGCGGCGCACACGAUGCGAUCAGGAAUUGUGCGUUGGCGUUGCACCAUGGGCGGAUGUGGCUGCAAGGCCUAUACACAGAAGGGCACGCUGCACAAGCUCGUUGGUGAACAUAAUCACGCGGGCCGCUGCGGUCGCCGAGGUUCACGCGCACCUCCACCUCCGUCUCCGCCUGAACCGCUCUUACUUCCCAGGAUGCCACGACUCGACUUCGACAACUUCGAUCCUAGCGCUUGGCUUGUGCGAUAUUAA